AUGAAUGCAAGAAACUAUUCUCCUUCCAAUACGACAGCCAACUCCAAGAAGAGUCUUGUUGUGACCAUUCAGCAUCACGGUGACAGCAACAACGAUGGCUGGCUGGAAGACUGCAGACAACCGCCAGCCAAAAGCUUUCGGUCUUUUGGAAGCAUCCGAAGACAGCUUGGACACCGCAAGAAGGUGUUGCAGCAAGAAAAGGAACAGCGAGAGCUGAUGGAACAGCCACAAAACGAUUCCACCGAAGAAGUGGAGCAUGAACUUGGCAAGCCCUUCUUGUCUAGUUUUACCAGGAGUCAUUUGCGCAAAAUUCGAAAUAAAUGGAAGGUAGAAGAAAGCGAGUCCAUCGUAUUCAGCGAUGACGAGAAUGUCAUAACUGACGAUAUUGAGCCAAACUCCUCAAUGAAUCAAAUGCAGGAUAUGGAAGUUGGCUCAACUUGUACGAAUUCAAAGCGAUGGAAGAAGAAGAAAGAUAAAAAGAGAUGGUUAUCUCGUGUCAAGAAUCGUGCUUUGACAUUAUCGGGUAAGCCACAUGUCAGUCUUGGAGGGACCACCAAGGGAAACAACAAGAAGAAAAACAGAAUCACGGUAGGAAACAAAUUGAAAACCAAGACGAAGCCUGCGUCGGAGGAACUGAGAACUUCCAUCACACGGCCUUCGUCCUCUUCUCUAUCAAGCUCAUUGGGACAUGCUAGCGCCUUGCUGCCAACACCAAGACGCCUACAGAGUCAGGAUGAGGAAUACGAAGUAUCAUCCGCAGAUCGUGUCGCGGUGGGAUUGGAUGAGGAAUUACUUCAAGAGUCGACGAAUGGGUUCCUUCCUUCGCUGCCCUAUCCCAAAGGAAUUUGUCACAUGGGGGAUAAGGCUGUGAGCCAACCCAAGGUACAUCUUCAGACCGCCUAUACUCCAUAUUGCUACAGCAGCGACGACGAUAGCUAUCGUCGGGAGACACUGUACCCGAAACCACGCCAUCCGUCAGGAGAAAAAGCGACGGUGCGACUUAUUGGGCGUGCCACUGCCAGCUAUCACAGUGAAUUUUCCGAUGACUCGUCGAUGGGAUCUAUAGCUUCCAUCGUAGUGCGGAUGGACGAAGCGUCGUCGCGCUACAGUAGGGAUUCUUCUGGUUUUGCUGGAUUGUUGAGUCAGCAAGGUUCAUUACCAGACGAAGAGAAGGGCAACAUUCGAAUUGGACGCACCAUCGUCGGAAUUUUGGACUCCGACGCCCAAAGUACAUCGUCAAUUGAGUCUUCAAUGGAGUCAAUUCCCGUUCUUCUGAUGGACAGCGCACUGCCUUGUGAUAUUCUCCAUAUCGAUGGAGAGCAGGAUGCCAGCAAAUGCGAUUCAUUCGUGCCGGCAGCAUCCGGAAACGAGAAAGCACUGGAUGCCAAAGUUGAAAGUUCUGAUCCCAAUCAAGAAGAGGAAACUGACGAGCAAGAUAUCCAUCACUUGAAUAUUUCCUUUGACAGCAUUCUGUCACCUAGCAGUUCGAAGCAACAAAGACAAGCGCAUCACUUCCAUCCACAGCAUGCCGCAAAUGAUUCAUCUCCUCCCGUAUCACCAAUUCAACCAACAAUACUCGAAGUUCAGUCCUACGAUGAGGCCUUCCGAGACCAUCUGGACGACAUUCCCGUCCAAGAAAACAAAAAGAGCUCCAUGAUUCGCAAGCUACUUUCGUGUGGUAGUGUCAUCAACACCACCAGAAUUCCGUCCAAACGCAAAGCCUUAAAAGAAAAGGCCAUUAGCUUGAAGCGGAGAAUCACACAGAAAAUCACUAGCAAAAACUCAGUGGAGGCCAAUGAAAAUGCUUCAGCAUCUCCAACAACAAGCUUGUCGUUUGCUUCCUCACCUAUCAGUUCAACGCCAGGAUCACCGUCUAGUGGAUCUAUGGUGUCGGGGCUAUCUCCUGAUCGAAUGAAUGAAAACACCAGGACAACGUCCCCUCCUCGAAGCAUCAGCGAGAACAAAGAGGAUAUUUUCACAACACCCGAACAUACCAAAAAUAGAAAGCCCUUUGAUUACCGACGUCCCGCCCCCACUGGACCCAGGGAAUGCUGCCGAAAGCAAUCUUCUGCAAGAAAUGCUUCGGUAUCAUUGAUUUUGGAUUCCUUCGUGAGACUGACCAAGAAGAAUCAUCAACGAUCUGCACGUCGAACACGUCGAUUCAGACACGCAAUGUCCACAUUGCGAGGAAAGAAGCUCCCGAUGCUGAUUGCCAUUGGACUCGCAGCUCUGUGCCAAUCCAUAUUGACCAGUUUGGAUGCUUCAAAUUCAUUGAAUAUGCUAUGUGGCUCGUCCAACCCAUUGGUGUACGGAUUUACUCUUGAUGCCAUUAGUUUGACUAGUUUUGCUCAAUCCAUGAUAGCUCAAGGAUAA
Molecule: messenger RNA, 2373 nt
Organism: Cylindrotheca closterium
Lineage: Eukaryota; Bacillariophyta; Bacillariophyceae; Bacillariales; Bacillariaceae
Source: the annotation of a GenBank genome assembly